GUUUUUUUAUAGUCAUGUUUACAAUUGUUCAGUCAAAUUGGUAUGUAAAGGAAUCUAUAAAAUGCGUAUCUGCCCACUUUACUUGCACUAGUGAACUCCCUUUUCACCUAAAAAAUUUUUGCCUGUCUUUUUCAUAUGUGUGUGAUCUCACAUCAGUAUUAGGCGGCUCCUGCUCCCGCCGUUACCUCUUAUUUUACCGUUGGAUUCACACAAGUUUUCUGGUUAUUGGAUGUUUAUAUUACAUACCAAGAUUUAUCGCCAAGAAAGUUAUGAAUCCAAGGUUGAAGAAACUCCUUUAUGAUCUUGCAUGUGAUGAAGCUAGGUAUGAUGCUGCUUCGUGUGAGCAAGUAACAGAAAAAAUGCUCAAGUUUGUUGAUAUGGACAGAGGAUCACGUUCACAAUAUCUCUGGCUUGUAUUUUGUCAUGUGAUUGCUUUACUUAUAGACUUUGGCGUUAUAUGUUUCUUUGACUUUAUGUUACAGAAUCGAUUCAUUGGACUUCUGUAUCAUUCUUACCCAUAUCAGCGCAACCCACCACACUUCACUGACUAUAUAUCACAGACAUUUCCACCUUUUGCUAACUGCACAGUCCAUACAGAAAAUCUCAUUAAUGUGGAAAGGGAAGAGACAUUUGGUUGUUAUUUAUACCUCAUGGAAUUAUAUGACAAAAUAUUCAUCGUACUUUGGCUAUGGCUUGCGUCUCUGUCAUUUGUUACCAUUCUUAGUAUAUUGGUUAUGCUUUUGGUUUCUUUUCCACCCUUCAAUCAUUUCUUUUUUAUGCUUGUUCACACCAUCAGUGAGGCUUGGUCAAAUGAGAAAAAAAGUUCAGUCAAUGAGCAACUUGAAUGACCUUUAUACACUGUAUCUCAUGAAGCAACAUUGUAGUGAAAGCCAGUUUAUUAGAUUUAUUGCAAAAUUGAUCCACAAUUCUGAGGAUACUCUUG
Macrobrachium nipponense is the source of this 943-nucleotide messenger RNA. Its product is annotated as innexin inx2-like. NCBI's taxonomy places the organism in Eukaryota, Metazoa, Arthropoda, Malacostraca, Decapoda, Palaemonidae. Bases 15 to 848 code for a protein of 277 amino acids. The transcript is spliced from 5 exons. The record is from RefSeq and is a predicted model, not a curated record. Gene Ontology annotation, molecular function: gap junction channel activity. Gene Ontology annotation, cellular component: plasma membrane; gap junction.